AUGUCCGACUCGGCUGGAUGGAGUCUUACUGAGUCUGACCCGGGCGUGUUCACCGGCAUCCUGAGCGAGCUGGGGGUGCGCGGUGUCGAGGUCGAGGAGCUGUGGGGCCUCGACCAGGACCUGCUCAACGACCUGAGCCCGCUGUACGCCCUCGUCUUCCUCUUCAAGUGGGUCGGGCAUGCCGACCCGAACACGAUGGACGGCAAGCUCGAGGAGCCCGCGCAGCCUCACUACUUCGCUCACCAGGUCAUCAACAACGCCUGCGCGAGUAUCGCCUUGAUCAACGCGACGCUCAACAUCCGCAGCCCGGACGUCGAGCUCGGCGAGGAGUUGAGCAACCUGCAGGCGUUCUCCGAAGGACUGGAUCCCGAGACGCGAGGCUGGACGCUCAGCAACUCGGAGAAGCUGCGCGAGGUGCACAACUCGUUCGCCCGUAGCGACCCGUUCCACCUCGAGGAGCACCGGCCGCAGGACGAGAAGGAGGACGCGUACCACUUCAUCGCCUACCUCCCGAUCGGCGACAAGCUUUUCGAGCUCGACGGCCUCAAGGAGACGCCCGUCUCGCACGGCGACAUUCCUGGCGGCGCCGCAAACUGGACCUCGUUCGCUCGACAGGUUCUCGAGCGCCGCAUCGCUACAUACCCGGCCGGCGAGGUCAUGUUCAACCUUCUCGCCGUCACGGGCCGGCGACAGGCGCUGCAGAAGCGGCUCGCCGGCCUGCCUGAGGGCGCACCGGAACGGUUCGAGGUCGAGGAGAAGCUGCAGGGGAUCGAGGAGCGGUUGAAGGACUGGGAGGUCGAGAACACGCUCCGACGACACAACUACAUCGGCCUGGUUCACGCGCUCCUGCACGAGUCGGCCAAGCAGGGCAAGCUCACGUCGCAGAUGGCCGAGGCCAAGGAGAAGAUGAAGCAGCGCGUGGCGGACAAGCGGGCCAAGGGCGAGGCAAUGGACGAGGACUAGGGGGCUCGAGAGAGCUCCCGGUGUGCAACCUCUUGCUCAGCGGCGAUUUCUGCGCG
This is a messenger RNA of Rhodotorula graminis WP1, 1019 nucleotides long. RefSeq lists its product as uncharacterized. Gene Ontology annotation, molecular function: cysteine-type deubiquitinase activity. Bases 1 to 963 code for a protein of 320 amino acids. Gene Ontology annotation, cellular component: cytoplasm. NCBI's taxonomy places the organism in Eukaryota, Fungi, Basidiomycota, Microbotryomycetes, Sporidiobolales, Sporidiobolaceae. Gene Ontology annotation, biological process: protein deubiquitination; ubiquitin-dependent protein catabolic process. The record is from RefSeq and is a predicted model, not a curated record. The transcript has 10 exons.